GCUCACGACAGGUGCCUGAGCCAUGUCCUUCUGGGAGGUGGUGGGUGGUGGUGAGAAAGGAGGCAUCCUGGUUCGCGAGGGCCAGGCUUUGAAAUCGCCUGAGCUCUCGGAGCGUCUGGCAACAGGCAGCGUGGUGGGAGAGCUGGAGCGCCAGGGCGAACGCUUGAGGUACUGCUUGCUGCGGGGGGAGGGGCCAGUGGAAGGCUGGGUGAGUUUGAAGGUGGCGGGCAAGGAUCUCAUCCAGCCCUGUUCGGAUCCGGCUGGGCCGGCCCCCUCGUAUCCUGAGCUGGGAGCAUUGGAGCCCUGUGUGCCAAUGAGCAAGGACUUCCCUUUGCCCAAGGGCCAGUGCUUUGGGAAGGACGGCAAGAUGAAGAUGCUCUACCUGCACGGUGGCGGCGUGAGCAAGACCGUGGCUCAGAUGCAGCUGAACAGCACCUUCAAAGACCUGCCCAACAAGAAGCAGCUGGAUUGGACCAUUUGGACCGGCCCCCAUGAAGUGCCCCUGGGCUGGAAUGGUGACUACUCCCUGAAGCCCUUCGGCCCCAACUUCAGCGUCUACUUCGAGCGCCUGCCCUUUGCCAACUGCCAGUGGGAGACCUGGGAGGGCCUGGACCACAGCAUCAAGGAGUUCAAGUCCUUCCUCAAGGCCAAUGGGCCUUUCGAUGGCGCCAUGGGCUUCGACAUGGGCGGUGAGCUCUUGGUCCAUGCGGCCAAUUUGGCCACCGAGGGCGACGUCGAGCUUCAGAAGGCCUUCCGCUUUCUGAUCUUGUUCACCUCUACAGCGCCCAAGCAUCUCUCACCCUUGGGGGCGCAGCGUAUUAAGGCGCCCUUGCGCAUCCCAACCAUCUGCAGCUGGGCUACGUCUGAUGAGAACCACCCCUACAUGGAGUAUGAGGAGCUGCCGCUCUUUAUUCACAGAGACUUUAGGGAAGUUGUUGUACAUGGAGAUGGUCACAAGCCAGCUGUGCUCAAAAAGGAUCAAUCUACCCUCUGGCGAUUCGCCCGGUUUUUGUACGCCAUGGAACGAGGCAACGACUUCAUCCCCACGGAUCAUCCGGACAACCUGCUGCGGCGGAGGCUGUGGCUACCCAUCCAGCGGCCGGCUUCGAAGCCUUCCGCGGCGAAGCAGCUGCUGGUGGUGCCGAAUGUCUCGGGCCACGGGGAGGUGGAAGACAUCAUCCAGGCGCUGAAGGCCUCGGAGGCCAAAGGGGAGCCCUUGGAAAUGGAGGGCGAAGCCUUUGUGCGCAGUGGCUCACCACCCAAGCCCCUGCAACGCCUGAAUUUACUCAUGGAGCUCUAUGGAGCUGACCAGGAACUUUUCAAGGGGGCGCCGCUGGAGGUGAAGCAAGUGAGCUUUCCUGAGGCGCAGUCGAUGCAGUGGCACGAUUCCCAGGUGCCAUCCAGACAGCUCAUCAGUAAAGACCUCAUCUUGGAGGACAUGGGGCCCAAGGCCCAGCAGUUGGCCGCACAGAUGUCGGAGCCCUGUGAGGAAGGCUGCGCCUUGGUGGGCUUCGGCGCAGGGGCCUUUUUGGCCUUUGCCAUGGUGCGAGAGUUGGUGUCCCAGAAGCGCAAGCCACAGAGCCUGUGCCUGGUGAACCCACCUCUGCAGGUACCCUGGAGCAUGGUGGAGCCUUGUUGCCUGGAGGAUGUGAGUGUGCACGUGCUGAUGGAUCGCGACUCCACCUAUGGGCCACCCUGGCGAUACGAAGUCGCCACGAAGGGAAACUUCACCACGGAGCUCUAUGAGGAUCUGCCGGACAUGGCGGCUAAGGUCCUGGCAAAGCUGGGUUGAAGUGUUGGAAAGAGGUG
This is a messenger RNA of Effrenium voratum, 1809 nucleotides long. NCBI's taxonomy places the organism in Eukaryota, Dinophyceae, Suessiales, Symbiodiniaceae. The record is from the annotation of a GenBank genome assembly.